GUACCUUAACCUAUACAGUGCAGUUCUCGAUGAGCCGGCGCGACACACUUGAUUGUAAAGUACCUAAUUUGUAAAAUGCUACAGUGAGAAUAUCUCGAUCCUAAGAAUUGUAGCUGUGUGUGUAUGUUUAAAGGAAAAUGGGAAAAGUACAAAGGAAGAAGACAAAGGGAAGAGAACAAAAAAUAUCAAAUGAAAUAAAGAAAAGAAAAAAUGUAAGGUUAUGCUACCCUAAGGAAAACGUGACGUUAGCCUUGCAAGAAAUUCGUGGAGGAGACUCUAUUGCAGAAGUAUCUCGGAAAUAUAAAAUUCCAGAGUCGACCUUAAGGGCGAAGAAAUUAGGACUUUAUGCCGAUAAAAAACCUGGACCUGCAACUGUUCUGAAUGCAAAAGAAGAAAAAGAUCUCGUCGAUUGGAUUCUGGAAUGUUCUAAAAGAGGUUUUCCAGUAACAAAAUCUCAAUUAAUUGACAGUGUGCAAAUGAUAUGCCAAAGCAUGAAAAAGAAAAGUCAGUUUAGGGAUAAUAAACCUGGAAGAAGUUGGUACGACUCAUUUUUAAAGAGGCAUGAGGAAAUCGCAGUGAGAAUGUCAGAAAAUGUUUCCUUAAAUAGAGCUAAGGUAUCCGAGCACAGUUUACAAAACUGGUUUCAAGAUGUUUCAAACUAUUUGAGAGAACAAAAUCUAUUAUCAAUAGAAGCUAAUAGAAUCUUCAGUAGUGAUGAAAUAGGUCUGGCUUUAAGUCCUAAACCUCCUGCUGUGCAUGAACCGAAAGGAUGCACAAAUGUUUACAACAUUGUCGAUAAUAAUGAGAAAGAAAACAUCACUGUUUUGGUUACAAGUAAUGCUGCUGGUGAUCUUGCUCCAACCUUUGUUCUCUUCAAUGGAAAAUCUUUGCCAAAUAAUGCUGCAGAAAUGACUCCCUCCAAUUUUGCAUUUGGAUUUUCAGACAGUGGCUGUAUGCAUGCUAAAAACUUUUAUGAAUUCAUUACAAAUGUUUUUGAACCUUGGUUGACUGAAAAAAGAAUAAAGCGUCCAAUAAUUUUAUACAUUAAUAGUAAUUUGUCUCAUAUGACAUUACAUUUGAGCAAAUUUUGUUCAGAGAAUGAAAUUGUACUUAUUGCAUUACAUCCAAAUGCUACACAUAUAUUGCAACCUCUAAAAGUAGCUUUGUUUAAAACAUUAAAAUUACAAUGGCAAAGAACUUAUAAAUUACACUGCAAAGAUUCUUUAAGCAUUGGUAUACGUAAAUAUUUAUUUGCUCCACUGUUAAACAAGACUCUCAAUUGCAUUAAUAUUAAAACCAUUAUGCAAAACGGAUUUAAAAAAUGUGGACUAUAUCCUUUUGACGUUGAAGCCAUAGAUUUUAGUAAGCUUUUUACUCGAAUGGAAAUAAAUUGUUCGUCUCAUACACCAGAAAAUAGAUCUGAAAAUAUGCCUAAUAAUAUAAAUUCUUUAAAAGUGUUAGAAAGCCUAUUAACUAUACACCAGUUGCAAUCAUUUAGAUUAAAUACCAGUACUAUUUGGAAGGGGAUGCCAAGAGAUGAAAGCCUUUUCAAAAUCUGGUACAAAUUAUCACAUCCAGAUAAAAAUAAGAGUGGUUGAUACCGAUUCGCAGUUGGUUAAUAAGCUGGUAGAGUUUGAUGAUGCAAUUGUUUCUGAAAAAUUAACAAUAAAUGUGUACUCUAAAGACAACUUCGAAAAUACCAGUAUGCCUAUCAAAAAUUAUCCUACAAUUUUUUAAAUUAGUCUGGUAUUAUAUUUUUAGUUGUUAGGUACUGUAUACUAAUUUAUUCUGUGAUAAUUGCAAUUGCAAUUUUAACAUAGAAUAAGAUGACUGGUGUAGAUGAAUUUUAUAUCAAAGGAUAUAGAUAAUGCAAAUGGACAUGAAUAAUAAGCUGCAACAUUUUGUAAUCCGCACAUCGUCAAUUUAGUGGUAAAGAUUCAGAUAAGCACUUAAUAGUAACAAGCACUGACAAACCUCUGAAAGAUAUUACUAUAAACGAAGAUAAUACUGUAGCUAGAGAUAAAUCUUCAAAUGUGAGUGUUACAGAAGUCUUUAAUACUGUGGCGGCUACCUCCAGACUCGCCAGUUCGUAUACAUAUCAGUAUACAAAUUUCCUCUGUUUUUCUGACAUCCCAUUGGCUGUAAGCUAGUGGAAGCAAUGCGGAGAGCGAAGCGCUGCGACGGUAGUUUGGAGAAUAUUACAAAUACUUCUGAAACAUCAGUAAAAUCCGUAAAAGAUUCUUUAUUUUGACCUGAUAACAACCUCUUAAACACAAAUUACAAAGCCUAAAAUAAAAUCCCCCCUGGUUGUAUCUGGUGACUAACGAAUAAUUCAAAUGAUGGAGGAAGAAAAAAAUAAGAAAGCCAAAGAGGUAGUAUUGAAAAAACAAAUAAAAAUUAAAAAGAAAGAAAAAUAAAAAGUUCAGAAACAAGAAUAACGUCUGAAACGGAUAGAACAGUGAGUUAUAAGGGAGCAAGCAAGAAUAAGAAAAGAGAAAGAUAAAUUUUUAAGAGAGCAGAUGUAGAUCGACAAGGAGAUUGAAAGACUUACACAAAGCAAAAAGAAAAAAUGAUAGAAUUGGAGCAGAAGAAUAAAAUCGUAGAAAAUGUAUUAUUAAAAAAA
Messenger RNA from Megalopta genalis, 2623 nucleotides. The record is from RefSeq and is a predicted model, not a curated record. NCBI's taxonomy places the organism in Eukaryota, Metazoa, Arthropoda, Insecta, Hymenoptera, Halictidae.